Messenger RNA from Andrographis paniculata, 2164 nucleotides. RefSeq names its product probable pectate lyase 8. NCBI's taxonomy places the organism in Eukaryota, Viridiplantae, Streptophyta, Magnoliopsida, Lamiales, Acanthaceae. Bases 217 to 1542 code for a protein of 441 amino acids. Gene Ontology annotation, molecular function: pectate lyase activity. The transcript has 8 exons. The record is from RefSeq and is a predicted model, not a curated record.
AAUUAGGAAGGUAACAAGUAGGGAAUCUGGACCGUUGAUUUAUUGUGGGGUCCACAUACAUUAGUGGUGUAGAUGUAUCCGGAUCUCGGCGCCAGGGACCUCUAAUGAUUGACGCGCCGGUUAUGUGUACAGUCAUUUAAGUUGCACUCGCGGAGAGGCUAUACAGUGGCGUUUGGGGGAGUUGGAGGAGCGUUCGUUAGGCGACGUCAUCGAUCAAUGGCGGUGGCUUCACCGAGAAUUAUUGCCCUACCUGCAUUCCUAGCUGUUCUGAUGUUCGUUAAUGAAUUUGCACUGACAGCGAGCGGCGAAGAGAGCAGGCAGUUGCGGAGUUUGAUGAACUCAACCAUGGCGGAAAGCAGAGGUGAAACAGCAAAAUUUAAUCACAGAGACACCGUGGACGAUCCGGAAGUUAUAGCUGCCGAUGUUGAUAUGAUUAUCCGUAACAGCACCGAAAGACGAAGAUUAGGAUUCUUUUCAUGCGGGGUGGGAAACCCCAUCGACGACUGCUGGAGAUGCGACCGCAACUGGAUCCGCAACCGCCGCCGCCUGGCCGACUGCUCCAUCGGCUUCGGCCGCAACGCCGUCGGCGGGCGCGACGGCCGAUACUACGUGGUCACCGAUCCCGGCGACGACGACCCCGUGAACCCCCGCCCGGGCACUCUCCGGCACGCCGUGAUCCAGGACCGCCCCCUCUGGAUCGUUUUCAAACGCGACAUGGUCAUAAUCCUAAAGCAGGAGCUCAUCAUGAACAGCUUCAAGACCAUCGACGGCCGCGGCGCCAACGUCCACAUCGCCAACGGCGCCUGCAUCACCAUCCAGUUCGUGACCAACAUAAUCAUCCACGGCCUCCACAUCCACGACUGCAAGCGCACCGGGAACGCCAUGGUCAGGAGCUCGCCUUCUCACUACGGCUGGCGGACGAUCGCCGACGGCGAUGGGAUCUCCAUCUUCGGUUCGAGCCAUAUCUGGAUCGACCACAACUCUCUGUCCAGCUGCACUGAUGGCCUCAUCGAUGCUAUCAUGGGAUCAACUGCCAUCACCAUUUCAAAUAAUUACUUCACUCAUCAUAACGAGGUUAUGCUAUUGGGGCACAGUGACACGUACGCCAGAGACAGGAUCAUGCAGGUCACCAUUGCCUACAAUCACUUCGGCGAAGGCCUGAUACAGAGAAUGCCAAGAUGCAGGCAUGGAUAUUUCCACGUGGUGAACAAUGACUACACUCACUGGGAGAUGUAUGCCAUUGGCGGCAGCGCUAAUCCCACCAUCAACAGCCAGGGUAACAGAUACCUAGCCCCGACAAACCCCUACGCCAAAGAGGUAACCAAGAGAGUAGUGAAUUCGGGCAAUGGAAGAUGGAGGCACUGGAAUUGGAGAUCCGACGGCGAUCUUAUGCUAAAUGGAGCCUACUUCACCCCAUCGGGGCGCGGCGCCGCCGCCAGCUACGCGAGAGCCUCCAGCCUGGCAGCGAAAUCAUCUUCCCUUGUGGACAUCCUGACCUCCCAAGCUGGCGCUCUAAGCUGCCGCAGAGGUGCCCAGUGCUAAAUGAAUCAAAGUACUAUACACACAAGUAAAAGUGAUAUAUAUCAUUGUUAAGGUACGUACGUACAUCCUUCGAAUUUUUGCAUUUUCUUAAAAGGAUUAUUACUUCCUACAACAAUAAAUUAUAUAUAUUACCCCUCUCUCUCUCUCUCUCUCUCUAUAUAUAUAUAUAUAUAUGUAACCCUACUAAAGAAAUGCAUAUAACAAGUCCCGUAAAAGACGGCCUGGUGGUUUGGGGAUUGGAUGUGUGACCGUGAGGUUACGGAUUCAAAUCUCUGACGCCUCAGGUCACCUGCCACACAUGGUUGGCCUAGUGCGAUUUGUGUGUCAGACCUGUAGGUAAUUAGAUUCACGUCAUAAAAUAAAAAAAAACAAAUGAAUAUGACAAAUGUACAUUUUUCUUUCCGUCACCUGCAAUCCAAAUCCCCACAUCAAUUGCUACUGUUAUUAAACAUAUAUAUAUUUCAUUUCAUCCAAUCCCAUCCCUGUAAUUAAUGCUGAUGUUCAUGCAUACAUAUACAUUGUUCAACACAGUCAAUGUAUGGGCAGGGCAGGUGUGUGGCAUACUGCAAAACUGAACUGAACAUAAGAAGAAGUUGUACCCUUUUCAAUUCUGCCCUUGCCC